Molecule: messenger RNA, 2093 nt
Organism: Ceratitis capitata (Mediterranean fruit fly)
Lineage: Eukaryota; Metazoa; Arthropoda; Insecta; Diptera; Tephritidae
Product: apyrase
Exons: 2
Coding region: 336-1709 (457 amino acids)
Biological process (GO): proteoglycan biosynthetic process
Molecular function (GO): calcium ion binding; GDP phosphatase activity; UDP phosphatase activity
Source: RefSeq, a predicted model, not a curated record
UUUCAAAGUAAAGCAUUGACAUUUUCUAUUGACAUAUUUUUUAUUUACUUUGCUGACAUCAAAAGUUCAUUAGAGUUAUUAAUUAUUAAGUGCCGCAAAUCUGUUUAACACACACAUAGUUUACAAAUAUUGACAGUGUUUUAUCCGCCACAUCAGCAUCAACAAAACUAAUCAUUAGAGUAUCAAAGUUCGUUGCCACAUAAGCUGGAAUAAUCAACACUGUCCUCUUAAUUUAGUUUGUUUAAAUAGCAUAAAUGAUGGAUAUCUCUUUUGGGAUAGCGUAACAUGGAUAUUUCCGAGGUAAAUACGUAGGAGAAGCAAAGCAGAGGGCCCAAAUGAGUUUCCUAGGACGUACUGAUAGCACACAUUCAUACCCGAGUCACAGCACGGCCACGCCAAUCCAUAACAACUCUUACGAGUUUCGUCAACUCGAAAACACCCCGCGCUCAACACAACACUCAAACGCAGCUCAUUCUCGAUCCGUUAUGUACACACGCGAUUGGCGUUCAGCGCUACGUACGCCACCCACUUACAGAAUUGGUAAUCGUACCCUACGUUUUAACUAUCACUUUGCUCUACUUGUCAUAUGUGCAAUUGUACUUUGUUUCCUAUUCGUUUACGUACGCGCGGGCUCGCAGUCCUCUUCAGAUGCAGCCUGGGUAAGAAGCUAUAGUAGCUCUACACAACACAGUAGCUCCGCUACUAACCUGCCCUAUAAUGGGGAUGCCUCAAUCUACAAUGCUAAGUAUCCACUCACAGCUCCAAUUAUAGGGCAUGCCAACGAGAUUACAUAUCGAAUUGCCAUAGUAGCCGAUCUGGACACGAACUCGAAAGUGGUAAAAAAGGAUGGCAGUACUGUUUGGCAGAGCCAUUUAAAAAAAGGAUAUUUGACAUAUCGUAGAUCAAAACCGGAAAUUAGUAUAAAAUGGGACAGUGGUGAACCGGUGGUACUGGAAUCGGGAUUUUCUUUAAAAGGACGGGGCAUGGAAUUAUCAGAACUCGUAACGUUCAAUGGCAAAUUAUUAAGUUUUGAUGAUAGAACUGGUUUAAUAUAUGAUAUCACAAAUGAUAAACCAAUACCAUGGAUUAUAUUACUUGAUGGUAAUGACCACAGCGCCAAAGGAUUCAAAGCGGAGUGGGCAACAGUAAAAGAUCAACAAUUAUACGUUGGUUCGAUGGGCAAAGAAUGGACAACGAGUGCUGGUGAAUUCGAAAACGAAAAUCCAAUGUACGUUAAGGUUAUAUCUCCCAACGGUGAAAAGCGUUCAUUAAACUGGUCAUAUAAUUUCAAAUAUUUACGACAAGAAGCAAUGCAGAUAACUUGGCCGGGUUAUAUGAUACACGAGACAGGUGUAUGGUCAUCAUCUCAAAACAGAUGGUACUUCCUUCCAAGACGGUGUUCAAGAGAAAAAUACAAUGAGACACGUGAUGAGCAUAUGGGCUGUAACUUGCUCAUAUCGGCAGAUGAGCGUUUUACAAAUGUCAAUACUGUUACGCUAGAUCCCUUAAACUCGAAACCUACACACGGAUUCUCUAGUUUCAAAUUCAUACCACAUACCGAUGAUAAGAUAAUAAUCGCUAUUAAAACCGAAGAAUUGGACGGCAAGACGUCCACAUUCAUAACGGCGUUUGAUAUUGAAGGUCACACCAUAUUGGCAGAGCAGCGCAUCGAAACUGAUUUGAAAUACGAGGGUAUCGAAUUUAUCUAGUAGAAAUGCUACUAUUCAGAAACUUUCAUCGAACGUGGCAUGGAAGUACAAGCCCAAAAAAUAAAAAAAUAAAAAAUAUGAUUUGUACAUAUAAGAGGCAGUGCUGAGUUUGACUUUAUACAUACCUAACAUAAAGCUAUUCAAAGUAUUUAAAUGUCAUUGAUUAUAUACUCUUAAUAAUUUUUAAUUGAUUCACGCUAUGAAAGCAUAUAUACAUGUACUUGCUUUUAUAAUUACUUCACACAAUUUAAAUUGUUUCCAAGUCGCCGCUCAUAUCGCCAGUAUGUUUUGUAAAGUCCUCUUCACUAAUACGAGUACAUAUAAGUAGAAAUUGUGAUUUAUACAUUAUCCUAUUAAUAUAACUGCUAAGUGCUUCGCUAUACA